Molecule: messenger RNA, 2358 nt
Organism: Colossoma macropomum (tambaqui)
Lineage: Eukaryota; Metazoa; Chordata; Actinopteri; Characiformes; Serrasalmidae
Product: syncytin-1-like
Exons: 2
Coding region: 716-1984 (422 amino acids)
Source: RefSeq, a predicted model, not a curated record
GUCAUCCUACGGUUGCAGGUAUGUGGGUAAUGGUUAAAGUGCAUAACACUCAGCCAUUAGGGCCAAAGUGGGAAGGUCCAUAUCAGGUCCUCCUUACUACACCCUCUGCUCUAAAAUGCCAAGGAAACGCAAAAUGGAUACAUGUGAGCCAUACCAAGGUGGAGCCACCACCUGAUGGUGAUGGCUAGUUUAGGGAUAAAAUGGGUGACUCUGGUUGGGAGAUGCUCUGAGGAGGAACUAUGAUGUUUAGGUCAUGGGGGUCAACCUCAAGAGUGAAGAUCUUCCUAAUUCCCCUUUGCGACUAGCGCUCCCCUACUCCCAGCAGAGGCCAGGACCCAGGUUAGGUAGGGAAAGAAGGAUAUGCCCAGAGCAGACCUGACACUGUGACGAAGGAACAGGACAUCAGACGGGUUCCUGAAUGGUGGUCGACGAACUGACAUCAAAGCCUAUCUAGGUCCCCUGACGCUGCCCUGUGAGCUGUUUGGACACAUCAACACUUUCCCCCUAUAUUCUGGAAGAGAAGACGGCUACCACUGCAACAAGCUGCAUAAUAAAAAGACUUUUAUAACAAAAAGGGAAUAAAGAAGAAUGAAAUCUGUAGUUUUCAUAAACAUCCUGACAACAGCUUUUGCAGGCAUGAUGGAGGAUGUUUGUGACCACAACAUGGUCUGUGCUCAGGCCAUCCUGUGGACACAAAAUCAUACCUUAGGAGGUGAUGGUUGUUUGCCAUGCCUUGCAUCACCGCUAUUAUGUGAUCCCAAUGUCUAACAUUUCUGCGCAAGCUUUAUGUACAGACCAUUCUGCAUCUGAAUCCAUGAGAAUAAUAGCACAAAUGAUGGUAGAUGGUAUAAGUGAAGAUAACUGGCCAUUGCCUAUUGUUAGAUGUCUCAGGUCAAAUAGAGCUGCCUGUUACAAUCCUAAUGCUGAUAGCUCCCGGAUUGUUGGCUGGCAGUAUACUGUUGGAGUUGAUAGUACUAAUUACAACAUUAUGGUUUAUCCAAAUUUAACUAUAGCGCAUGAUUAUUGGGAUACAUCUAGCUGGAAUUAUGGAGUAGCAGAUCCCAUUCCUGUGAGGGCUUCCUCAGGCUGGGUAUGUAUUGACAAACAUUAUCCAGACACUUAUCUUGGUAACAGUACAUGUUCCGUUUCAAUCUCUGCCUUCUCUAUGAAUGGCACAUUUUGGUGUAAACAUUCUACCACCACAAAUACCAACCCAUGCGGUAUUUGGAUGAGGGAACCACUCCCUUUGGGUUUCUACUGGGUUUGUGGAAACAAGGCUUAUCAAUCACUCCCAUCUGAUUCAUGGUGCGGUUCCUGUUACAUGGCUGUAGUCAUACCUCCUAUUACAGUCCAUACCGAUCCAUGGACCACAUUACAAUCUCAUGGACUUUUACUUCGUAUGAAAAGAGAACUUGGCAUUACCCUAACAGGUAAACAAACAUGGAAUGGUCACAUUAUAAAGGACCCCUGGUCUAGUAUAGCGCAGACAGUAGGGUGGGGAAUAUUUCUAUUUGGAGGUGUUGUAGAUGCCUUACAGAAGAUAAAUUAUUUGGUUUAUUCCACACAGAAACUAGCUAAUGAGACUAGUGAAGCUCUCCGCUUAGUAAAUGAUGAACUCCAUGCGUUACGAGAAGUAGUGCUGGAGAAUAAGAAGGUUUUAGACUUGCUGACCUUAGAAAAAGGAGGUUUAUGUCACAUUCUCAAUACUUCCUGUUGUAUCUAUGUCCCAGAUAACUAUGAAAAUAUUGAUAAAUAUGUAACAGAUCUUCAUAGACUCAUUCCAAAUCCAGAAGGAUCGCUUGAUAAGUUCUUUAACUGGGUUGGCAACAUUUUUGGAGGUAUAUUUUCUGGAAUCUUACAGCAACUGCUCCGUUAUGUACUUCCCUUUGUAGCACCGGUAAUAGUUGCUAUUGUUAUUUACUUUUGCCUCAAAUUACUCUGGUGCUUAAUGACUAAACUCCACCGGCGUAGGCGUUCCUUAUAACCAUGGAAACACUUCAUUUCCCCAAAUUUGCCUGUAUGUGGACUGAAGGGAAAGAGACCCGUCUUUAAGACGUGAAGAAAGAGGGAAAUACUGGCCAUAUUUCUCUGGAAGAGGAAAGGAUAGAUUGAUUAAACUUGCAAGAACAUACCUUUUAUAGUAUGUUCUAAGGGGGGAAUGAAGGAAGUUAAUGUGCUGUGUUGUGGGUGUACGGGUUGAAGUUGUAUUUUAGGCUGCCUAUUUUUGUGUUUCUCCUUAUAUGGUCAUGUUGUCACACCUGUUACUUGUCCUGUAUAAGCUGGGUCUAAUUUUGGCAUCAGUCCAGCUAUAAAACUGUGACAGUCCAUUGUCUUACGGGCUGGCUGGCUGUCUGGAAC